AUGAUGUUCAGCAACCACUUUUAUCCCCUCCUGUUACUAGAGAGAAAAAUGUCUGCAGAUAACCAGUGGUCAGCAGAUGAGGAAGAAGGCCAACUCUCCCGACUGAUCAGGAAAUCUAGGGACUCCCCCUUUGUCCCCGUAGGAAUAGCAGGUUUUAUGACUGUGGUGUCCUAUGGUCUUUACAAGUUAAAGUACAGAAAAGAUCAGAAAAUGUCCAUUCAUCUUAUUCACAUGAGAGUUGCUGCCCAAGGAUUUGUUGUAGGAGCUGUGACUCUAGGUGUUCUCUAUUCUAUGUAUAAGGAUUAUAUCAGACCUCGAUUCUUCAGCGUGUCCAAAAAAUGA
This is a messenger RNA of Enhydra lutris kenyoni (northern sea otter), 342 nucleotides long. RefSeq names its product HIG1 hypoxia inducible domain family member 1C. Gene Ontology annotation, cellular component: mitochondrion. Bases 1 to 342 code for a protein of 113 amino acids. Lineage: Eukaryota; Metazoa; Chordata; Mammalia; Carnivora; Mustelidae. The record is from RefSeq and is a predicted model, not a curated record. The transcript is spliced from 3 exons. Gene Ontology annotation, biological process: mitochondrial respirasome assembly.